AUGGAUGGUCCCUCACACCCGCUUGCCGACUAUUUCUGGAUCGCCGGCAUAGAAGAAAUCGAAUACUAUGAUAACGAACCCGUCGACUCGCGGCCCCUCAGCACCCUCCAGCUGGACGACACCAUCAAGGAGGACCAUGAAGGGCCCGAAUCCCCUCCUGGCUCGCCUCCCAAGAACAACACCGCCCGUCACUCGCGUCGGGGCUCCUUAAAUCGCCUCUCCAAGGCCUUCAGCGACGUGCGUUUCUCGAUACAGCCAGUAGGCGAAGAGGACGACGGGAACACCAGGAGCAACAGGAGCAGCGCCACCAUCAGGCCGGUCGCCCAGGUCAACAAUGGCACCAAUGGCACCAGCAGCGACGCGAACGGCACCAACGGCGCCGACGACAGCACACCCACGACCACCGAUGCCCCGGCCAUCGACACGCCCACCAUCCCGCCGGCCCCAGGGUCCGGUACUGGGGUAGGAUUCACGGGCCUGCCCGACUUCGACUUCGACGAGGCCUUGCUGAAGUUCGCGGCCGAGCGUGAGAACUUCCUGGAUGACCUGAGUUUCAGCGCUGGGGCCAAGUUGCAGCCGCGCGCUCCCAUGGUCAACCCUCGGACGGAGAGAAUCAAGGCCGAGGAGGGCGAGGCCAGCGGCAGGAUGAGCCCCUUGCGGAGUAUUAAGGGUAGCAUCCGGCGGAAGAUCAGCUUCAGAGACAUGAACAGCGUUAAGAGGCAGACUACAACAGUGAGGCAGAGACCAGCUUCUGUCCGGACCACGAAGCGUCUGAGCAACUAUAAUUCCGUCAUUCCCCCACCAGAACCCCUCAACCUAGAUCCAAACAUGCACCCCCUCAAGAGACGGUUCGAACCCAAAUUAUUAGACAGGUACCCCAAGAAUGUCCCUGACGAAGUAGCACGGAGAGGCAAGUUCCCGGACUAUGUGCCCAUGUUCGCCUUUCCCAACGACAUACAGAUCGUCUCGUCCGACGACCGACCUCGGCCUACCUGGCAUGGCUUCACCAUGACCAGCGACGACAACUCCAAGAUCUACGGCAUCACCGUGAUUAUAUGGACGCCGCUCAGUGUCGACGUUGCGGAUCAGGUCGAGAAGAAGUGUGAGGCAUGGCGGCAGAGGCACAUGUCUGACGAGGAGAGAGAGCUCGCGGCCAGCCUCGGCGCCCGUCUUGCGGCCGAGAGGGCAAACCUGUCCCAACUCUUGGCCAAACUCCCCACCAUCCCCUCUGGCUCUCCCGCUAGAGACGCUCUCGACGACCAGAUCAGCACAGUGGAGGAGAAGAUCAGUCUCAUGACAGACAUGUUACGACCGCUGAGACACGGAGCAGCCUCCAAGAUCGACGGCUUGACAGCGGGCGAGACCGGCUUGUGGACCCCCCGCGCAUAUGGUAUCCUGGGCCGUGACGAAAGCAAGAUAUCCUUCUGGAAGGAAUGGCUCCGGGCUGUUCUUGUGCCCAUGAGCGACGGCGCGAUUCUGAGAGUCCCGCCGAGCUCGCCAAAGGUGGGCCGCUGGCAGCCCCUGGAGCGGUACGUCGUCAACCUUUGCAUGGAGGCCCUGAGCCCCCUAAGCUCCAAGACACAGGUAGAGCUGGGCUUGAGGGAACUCCGCCUCUACUCCCGCAAGGAGGCCAUCAAUGAGCUGCCCGGGUCGCGGAACAUCGACAUCUACGCCCUGUUCAGGUGUCUCUCUCUGGAGAACGUCCUCGCCCUGUUUGAAUAUGCCAUGUCGGAAUCGCGCAUCAUCUUCGUCUCCUCCUACACCGCCAUGCUGCACCUUGCCUGUCACGCCCUUGUCAACCUCAUGUACCCACUGAAAUGGGCAAGCGUGUUCAUCCCGGUACUGCCCGCAAGGCUGCUCUCCGCGCUCGAUGCCCCAUGCCCUUACAUAGUCGGCAUCGAGAGGCGAUACGACGACGUCGAGCUUCCUGAGGACGACUACGUGCUGGUCGACCUCGACAGGGACACAAUCGACGCCACCUCGCAGCCGAUUCGACUUCCUCGACAGCACCGUCGGAAGCUGCUCUCCCUGCUGCAGAUUGCUGCGCCGCACCAGCUGAGGUUCGGAGUCGCUACCGGUGCGCCUCCAUAUGCCAUCGAGGCCUUCCCCUACGACUCGUUCUCGGCCGAGCACGAGGCGCUCUUCACCUCAAGGCCCGUGCCUAGCACUCUGGGUAAAUGGGUCUCACAGAAUUCGUCCACCUUUGGCGAGCCGCUCCAGCCCGAAAGCAUACGGAAGCCAAUCUUCAAUGCGUUCUCGCACGCCAGGCCCGAUCUCCAGGGGAGGCCAACCACGGCGCGGUCCGGUAAGACCAGUCCGCAGUCUUCGGUCUCGCCCAUCUCGAUGAAUUUCCCGCCUAUGCCGACCACACCGGUCUCCAGGACAGACUCUGGGUUUGCUGGGGCGAAUACGCUUCGGGAGAAGCGCUCUGGCCAUUUCGAGAACAAACCGCGACGCAGCUCCUCGUUUGGAGUGGAGCAACACCCACCCGUCCACAGACCCAGCCUGCCGUACCUUAACGGGCACACGGCCAACCUGUCCAUCUCGUCUGUCUCUGGCGACUCUUCGUCCUCGUACAAUGCUGGGUAUGCCCCGUCAUCCUACGCGCAGUCGACGAUCGCGGCCUCGACUGUGAUGCCGAACAUGCUCGUCCAGCCUGUGGAGAACACAGACACAACGGUCUGGGUGGAGGGCCACUGCAUGGAGUGGAACCCCUCCGAGCGCGACUCCUUGUGCGGGAUCUGCGACGAGCGGUCCGAGGGAGAUGGGCUGUUCAGGUGCCGCGGCUGUGGCACGCUGGCCCACAACCGCUGCUUGGGCUUUGUUUGUCUUGUCUGUCCUGUUGCGUUUCAUCCCGACAGGGUCCGAGCUGCGUUUGUUCGCUGCCUCGCCAGCUUGCUGUUUACCUAUCGCAAAUAUCUCGGUCGGCCCUCCAAGCUGCAGAAGGAGAAUGGCCAACUCUAUGCGUUCGACAUGAGUGGAUUUAUCAAGAGCUUGCCGUACGACCAACAGGAGUACGCCGGCAUGAUGAGGGAGACGCAAGCUUUCAACGAAUUCAUACAUGAGAGGGAACGUAACUCUGUCAGCCACCCAGAUAUCCGUUUGUUCGACGAAAUCCUGGUAGCCAAGAAGGCCCGAGGACGGCCCGGUCUGUCGGCUGGAUUCUCUCGGCUGUCGACGCUUCGAGCAAGUCAUGGAGCAUCAACCGGAUUCAAUGCGCCCUCCAAGCAGCCCAAGAUGAACGGGUUUCUGGGUGACACGAAUGACCAUAUCUGGAGGACGGCCUCUGUUCCGGUGCCGACGUCCAAGUUUCCAGGGGACUAUCAUGCUAUCAUCUCGAGAAUUCCCGCGAGACUGGAUCCUUCUUUGAUCAAGGAGCCACGUUCCAUCCAAGGUGCGCCUAGACCAGAGCAGAGGGGCAAGGGCUUCUUGAGAAAGCAGGUGGGAAGCUCAGUCGGAACGCCAUAGUAGUCGAGGGAGCGGGUCAUGUGACGAGACCUUGGCUACUGAACAUGAGGCGACCCUCCUCCACGUGUGUCGCGAUUGAUGCAUUGAUUGUUGCAGUCUGCUAUGGUACAGCAAGACAGUGGCACCCUAUCGAGGUGUUUUGCGCAGAUGGCCGGUUUCGAGGGUAGCGGAGGAGAGCGAGAAAGAGAAAGAGACGUUUCAGAUUCAACAAAAAGGCCUAGCAGAAGGCUCAAAUUGUAUCAUCACCAGCCGGCCAAGUUCAAGCUGUAUGUGUGUGGUGAGGAGAGAAGAGGACAUUUGGAUCAUCAGCGUCAGGCUAGACUUUUUUUUCUUGGCAAGGCAUUUUGUCAUCUAUGGAGAGUCAUGUAUAAGUAGGUCAAUAUGUAAAGGCAGCCCAUGGCACAACAGCGAAGGGACCCCUUCCCCCCUUUUGCGACUACUGUUGUUGGUUAAGAAUCACUUAUCAAGAGACGAGAGGACUAGUCAUUCAAGUCUAGCGAUGAAAAGUGAUUAGAUACAAAAAGACUUUGCAUCAUCACC
Molecule: messenger RNA, 4008 nt
Organism: Cryphonectria parasitica EP155
Lineage: Eukaryota; Fungi; Ascomycota; Sordariomycetes; Diaporthales; Cryphonectriaceae
Exons: 3
Coding region: 1-3468 (1155 amino acids)
Biological process (GO): regulation of Rab protein signal transduction
Cellular component (GO): cytoplasmic vesicle
Source: RefSeq, a predicted model, not a curated record